This is a messenger RNA of Colossoma macropomum (tambaqui), 2795 nucleotides long. RefSeq names its product EPS8-like 3b (gene eps8l3b). Gene Ontology annotation, cellular component: plasma membrane; ruffle membrane; vesicle. The record is from RefSeq and is a predicted model, not a curated record. The transcript is spliced from 20 exons. Gene Ontology annotation, molecular function: actin binding. Gene Ontology annotation, biological process: positive regulation of ruffle assembly; regulation of Rho protein signal transduction; Rho protein signal transduction. The coding region runs from base 320 to 2191 and encodes 623 amino acids. Lineage: Eukaryota; Metazoa; Chordata; Actinopteri; Characiformes; Serrasalmidae.
AUUUUAAUAAAUUGUACAGCUAUACUAGAGGAAAACAAAGAAGAAUGUGACCCACUAAGCCUUAAGGACUGUACAGAGAAAUGUUCAACUAGAGAAUUUUCCAUUCCGCUGAUCAUCUCACUUCCUAUCUGCUCUCACAGGUGCAUCUGGACUUUGCACCAGGUUUUACUAAGCAGGAAGUUCAUGAUAUUUGUCCCUUUUUUCCGCUUGUAAGGAUUUUUAACUGGUGGAUUACUGGGCUGGAAAAUGGAGCGUUAAGGUGGAAGCUAAGCAGAUUUUGUCUCAGUGUUGUUAACGGACGUGACGUCACGGGUGAAGAAUGUACGGGAACAGCCCCGUCCCCGCUUUCCAGCCGAGAAGCUUCUCACCAGAGCUGCCUUCUCAGAAGCCUAAUAUGUCUCGCCCCAGUGCAAAAUCCAUCUACAUGCAAAGGAAGGAAUAUUCAGAAUCCAUUAACAAGCAACCUGACACGUUUCAGUACAGAGUGGAGCACCUGUUCACAUGCGAGUUAGACAGGAAGGAGCUGAACAGCGUGGAAGACUGUGUGGCCAGGCUGAAAAGUCUGGACAGCCGAGGGAAAGUGUGGGGUCAAGACAUGAUCCUGCAGGUGCACGGUGGCAGCCUACAGCUUUGUGACAUCGAAACAAAGGAGGUGCUGGAGUCUCUUCCUCUUGGCAGCAUCAUGCAAACUAAGGCAAUUCUGGACAGCUGCACUUAUGACUCACUGCUGACAGUCACUUGUCAGGAGAAUGGACGGAGGGCUCCAAAUGUUUUCCUGUUCCAGUGUGAGGAGACUGGGGCAGAAGAUGUGAGAGGUGACUUGGACCGAGUGAUCAAGCACAGAGGAGAGGAGCCUGUAAUUCAACAAAGCGAACCACCGUUUGACAUCAGGAGUAAUCUGGAGAGUAUAAUGGGCCAAGGGUAUUCGGGGGGUUUCCGCAGACCUGGCCCCCCUCCAGUGCAGCCUGCACCUCCCCCUCCACCUGAGUACCUUCCACCUCAACUCAAUACCUACCAGGACUACGAAACUCCCAGAGAUGAUGCCCAUUACAGCCCGGAUAUAUAUGAGCAAAGCCGUUCAGCGCCGCCAUCCCCUCCUCCAUACACAGAAGUUGAAAGGAAUAUGGAAAUCUUUAAUCAUGUGGUGGGUGACAUCGAACUGUUCACAGAUAAAGUCGAAGCAGCUAUAAGACAAGAGGAGGGAACCAAGAAAAAGAAAAAGAAAGGCAAAAACCAGAGGAAAUAUGGCGAAAACUUUCCCUCCAUACAGGAAUUUAUUGGCUGUCUUCAGAAAUAUAAAUAUGCCUUCAAUCUCCUGGGGAAACUUGAUGGACAUUUAAAAAACCCUACCUCUUCUGAAUAUGUUCACAUUCUCUUCACUGCUCUUGGCUUUCUGGUGACGCAUUAUCCUCUGGAUGUGCCGCGGUCAGUACUGAGCCCCUUCCUCACAGAGGCCGCUCUGCAGCUCCUCAGCCAGGUCGUCACCCCAGAGGAGGACAAACUAUGGACCAGUUUUGGAGACACAUGGCAGGUUCCCAGAUCUAAGUGGCCAAAUGGAGACAAGAUGGCACCAUAUGUUCCAGUCUUUUAUGAUGGUUGGGUGCCCCCAAUGCCGGUCCCUGUACAGCCGCCGUCACCAUCACGCAGCAACAGUCAACGCUUCCCAACCAGAAACAGCCCACAGCAACCACCAGCUCAGGAUAACAGGCCUUUUGGUGCCCCGCCAACACGCUCAGAAGAGCCACCACUCUACAUGCGAGUGAUCUAUGACUUCAUAGCCAGGAACCGUCAGGAGCUGAGUGUGUUGAAAGGUGAAGUGGUGCAGGUUAUAGACAAGUCCAGGCAAUGGUGGAUAGUGCGAAACAACCGCAAGGAGGAGGGUCAUGUGCCACAAAAUGUUCUAGAACCUAUGAGAGAGGAGGAGCCUCCAAGAAUGAACAGACCUCCAAAUCUGGACAUGAGAUCCAGCCCAGAGGAGGUCAGAGCCUGGCUGCAGUACAAGGGCUUUUCCAAAGUGACAGUGCGUAACCUGGGUGUGAUGAACGGAGCGCUGUUGUUAGGGAUGAAGCGUGAUGACAUACGAGCUGUGUGCCCAGAGGAAGGAGGCCGAGUCUUCUUCCAGCUGCAGGCCGUCAAAUCAGCUAUGGCACUUGCCAGUGAGGCAGAAUAUAACCAGUACGGUGGCCAUUAAUCCAGACCUCUUGGACCUUGAUGUUGGCAGGAUGUGUGAUUUCACCGAAGAGAACUGCACAGUGAUUACAUUAUUAAAAUGUAUAUGCUAGUAAACAUGAUUAUCUGAGAAAAAUGAGAACUGUACAAUUACAUACAUCCACAAAAUGAUUUCACUUAAAAUCUAUAGUAACCUGCAAAAGUCCUCAGAAACUUUAACUGAUUACAGCUUUAACCCUCAAUACUGCUUAUGUGUCAAGAAAAUGUUGCAUGUUCUUCUAUUUACCUCAGUGUUGUCAUAAACAUGAAUUUGUAUGUUUGAUUACUACUAUCUAAAAUGUUCAGAAACUUGUUUUAAACUGAACAGAAAAGGCGCAAAGUUAAGAGUCAAGUGCUAAAGUGUGUAAGAUCCCUAUUCGUUGGGCUAUACAUCCUGAAAUUACCUAAGUACAGUUUUGCAGGCCUCACUGUUUGAAUUUCACACAUUCAGGAAAAGGAAUAAGAAGUAAAAAGGGAGUAAAAUGGAAAUAAGUGUUCCAGCUUUUAUUAUGUCAAUAAUGGAUAGAACUCAAGGCUUUUCUGGACAUGUACAUCACUUUAAAAUUGAAAUAAAACUUUCAAUAAAA